This is a messenger RNA of Caenorhabditis briggsae, 2688 nucleotides long. The record is from RefSeq and is a predicted model, not a curated record. Lineage: Eukaryota; Metazoa; Nematoda; Chromadorea; Rhabditida; Rhabditidae. Gene Ontology annotation, molecular function: GTP binding. The transcript has 7 exons. The coding region runs from base 1 to 2688 and encodes 895 amino acids.
AUGACCUCUACGCAAGUGGUCUCAGAUUCAUUGACUGAAACUCCUAAGAGCAGCAGAAAUCCACCACUUCCUUCUGAAGAAAUCCAUCUGCCUGGACCUCAUCCGGCCCGUGGAAUCUACGGAUUUGCUUUAUAUAUUGUCUCCUGGAGUCUGCUUGUCGUCUACUUGAUUUGGGCGAUCACUCCAGUCCCGAUUUUGAAUCGAUUGGGAAUCACCUACAUUCCAUCCAAACUUUGGGCUCUUGCUAUUGGAGCAUUCUUCCCGUCAGCCGCCUGUCUCUACGUCACAAUCAUCUUUCUGAUCAACUGCUGGAACUUUAGAGGAUACAAAGGCGGAAAGAUGUUAAAGUCAUUCAACCCAAACUAUUUACGAGUGCUAACUAGAACCUACAGUACUACCCGACAGGAAAUUCAGAAAACAUUGAAUGAUGUGAAAAAGUUCAAAAUCAAUCGAUCUGCACAAGUUGGAGAGAUUCACAAAAGAUGGGCGGAGCUUGAAAGAGAGCAAAUGAACUCGAUCGCAGAGAACAAGGAAGCGGGUCGAUAUUCAACGGAAUCAAUGCUGGGUGAGAAGAUGUUGAGUCAGGAGCCAAUGUAUCAGAAGAUUCUCGAAAAGAGAUCUCCCAAAAUUGAGAAAUCCAUCGAGUCAGAAAAAUCUGUCACAUUUCCACUUCAAUCAAUAAGAAUGGAUCAGUCUUCAACAUCUUCUGAUUCCUAUGGCUUUAACCAAUCAGCCAAGCAAUCAACAAGUUCCGAUGAAGACCGUGGAUUCUACGUAGAAGCCGACGUCUUCGUAGAUGAGUAUGUUGCUGGAAGCUCAUUGGACCUGGAUCCGGGAGAUCGGAUGGUGGCGACCAGAGAGUAUUACGGUAGUGAUGACGCGGUGGAACGGAUCUCUUUUCAAAAUCCAGGACAAAGAAUGGCAGGUGUUGAAGAGAAUGAACAGAAAGGAUUCUCAGACAAUCUAGAUGAGCAUGAACCAUCCACAUUGACAGGAACUAUCAUUGAAGAUAUGCCAGCUAGCGCCAAAAAGUGCUCAGGAUGUGGUGCCAAUUUUCACUGUAAAGAUAGCUCACUCCCUGGAUUCGUUCCAUUGGAAAUCUUGGAGAAAAUUGAUAGAAAGUCUAGUUAUCAUCAGAAAACGGAGGCGCAAUCACUCUGUAAACGAUGUCAUUUACUCCAAGAACACAAUUUUCUACUGAAUGUAAACGUAUGUGAUGUGGACUAUGGUCGAAUGAUGAGCGAAUUGAAAAAACAACCGGAAUCUCUUGUGGUCCUUGUCGUCGAUGUCACUGACUUGCCUGGAAGUAUUUAUCCAAAACUUGCGCAAAUCGUGGGAGCCAGAAGACCUAUGAUUGUUGUUGGUAAUAAAGUGGACCUUCUGCCUCCAGAUGCCAAAACUGGAUACAUGUGGCGAUUCAAAAAGACUGUCGAACGAGCUGUGGAGAAAGCUGGUCUUCUGGAACACUUCAACAUUCUCCACACCGCACUUGUCAGUGCGAAAACUGGUUAUGGAAUCGAGGAACUAAUCACUGAAAUUUAUCUAAAAUAUACAAAUGUGAAGUUGGGAAUGAGAGGAGAUAUCUUUCUGGUUGGUUGUACAAACGCUGGAAAAUCAACAAUGUUCAAUGCUCUUCUACAAUCAGACUUAUGUAAAGUGAGAGCUGUGGAUCUUGUGGACCGGGCUACAACAAGUAUUUGGCCAGGAACAACGAUCUCUCUCCUCAAGUUUCCUGUAAUGAAGCCAGGACCAUAUCGUCUUGAGAUGCGACGUCGUCGUCUUCUGACACAUCGAGCUUGGACCAAAAAAGAGAUGUAUGCCAGGAAACUUCUUCUUGCUGAAACCGGAGACGAUCGAUAUGCGAUUCCUACGUCUGUAAUCCAAAACACCUAUAAGGAUUCAGAAGAAGAGUUACAACCGAUGGCUUUGAGAGAAUUGCAAGGAGAAGAAGACGAUCCGGAAGCUGACAGAAAAAGCGAGGAGAACAGAAAAUAUUCGUUAGAUGAUCCGAUUUUUGCAAAAGGAAAAUGGUGUUAUGACACUCCUGGAACAGUCAACGAGAAUCAGGUUCUAUCACUUUUUACACUUGACGAACUGGUCAAUGUCACUCCUCGAAGGGUUCUGAAACCCCGUACAUGUCUCGUAAAAGCUGGAGAAUCCCUACUGAUCGGUGGAGUUGGUCGAAUCGAUAUCGAAUCAAUAGCAGGAUAUUCAAACGUUCUUCUAACAACAUUUACAAAUGACCAACUACCUCUCAAUGUGAUGCCAACUCAUGAAGUUGAAGAGUUUUAUCGUAAAUGGCUUGGUACUGCUGCUCUAGUGGUUCCUCAAGGAGAUGUAACAAGAAUGGCUUCGUGGCCAGGGCUGGAGAGUGGUAGAAGAUUUGAUAUGAAAGGGCGGAGAGAUGAGGGAUGUUGUGAUAUCGUUCUAUCCUCUAUUGGAUGGGUUAUGGUAACUUCUGAAAAAGACGUUGCGUUGAAUGCAUUUGCACCUGCUAACAAGGGAAUCACCGCUCGUGUGCAACCGAUUCUACCGUAUUCCGCAUCGCUACGAGGCAAACGACUUCCUGGAAGUCAAUUCUAUAAAGUUCAGCCGAUUGAAUUCCCGGUGAAUGUGAGAAGAAAGCGGGCAGAAGCUAGAAAACGUGCGGAGAAGAAGAAAGAAAGAGACGAGUUGCAUAAUUUAUAG